This is a messenger RNA of Hyalella azteca, 3799 nucleotides long. RefSeq names its product putative neural-cadherin 2. NCBI's taxonomy places the organism in Eukaryota, Metazoa, Arthropoda, Malacostraca, Amphipoda, Hyalellidae. Gene Ontology annotation, biological process: homophilic cell-cell adhesion. Gene Ontology annotation, cellular component: membrane; catenin complex. Gene Ontology annotation, molecular function: calcium ion binding; cadherin binding. The transcript is spliced from 23 exons. The annotation marks the transcript as partial. The record is from RefSeq and is a predicted model, not a curated record.
AUGUCCGGUACGUGCUCAGUGCUGGUGGAUGUUGAAGAUGUGAACGACGUGCCACCACGGUGGCAGAGCGCCGAGUGGUUCGUGGAGGCCAUGGAGGGACAGCCGCCCGACACGGUCCUCGCUUCUCUGGCCGUCGUAGACCCCGACACUACCAACUCCAUUGCCUUCAGGGUGGUGCCCGGCAGCGGCAGGGGCUGGCAGUUGGUUACGCUCACACGACGCGCCGACGGCGCAGCGGCAGAACUCCGAGCCAAACAAACGCUGGACUACGAAGACCCUGAGCAGCGUGGUACCUUGAGGUUCCAGGUGCAGGUUACCGACCAGGGAGAAGACAAAUGGUACGACAGGUACAGACUUGGCGUGUCGUACGUCAGCCUCAAGGUAAAGAACGUGAACGACAACACGCCCUUGUUCACUGCGGGCGACCGCCAAGCCAUAACGCUGCCGGAGGACGCUCCGGUUGGUGGUGUUGUUGCAAGGCUACCGGCCGCGGACGCCGACGCGGGACCAGAGAGUGGGAUCAGCUUCAGCAUUUCGCUGGAGAGCAACCCGGAGAGUUUGUUCUCCAUUGACGGUAACGGCACCGUGUGGCUGGUGCGUAGGCUGGACCGAGAACAAAUGGCGCUACAUCACCUCGUUGUUCUUGCCACCGACACCGGCAUGCCGCCUAGAACUGCCACCGCCGCCCUGAAGAAUUCGUACGUAAAUGCUUGUUUGGUAACGAGGCUUACCGACGUUGGAGGAAAAGCUUAUCACCUGCCUUAUGAGACGUUCCAUGUCGUCAUUGCUACUCGUAGCCAAGAGCCAGUCGGCGAUGUGAACGACAACCAGCCAUACCUGCUGAGCCCGCGCACCAUCCCCAUACCCGAACCUGGGCGCUCCGACCCCCAUGUGGACACUCGGCGGGUGGCGUUCAACCUGACAUUGACGGACCUGGAUGACUGGAGCCUAAACAACGGCCCUCCGUUCCGGGUCUUUUGGCGUCGAUCGGACGCUCUUCCAGACACACCAGCGCCGCGCAAGCGCAUGGAAGUCCAAAGGAUCUCUUUCAGUGCCGUAUCUUUUGGCGUCGAUAGGAUACUAUUCCUGACACGUCUGCACCGCGCUAGCGCAUGGAAGUCCAAAGGAUAUCUUUCAGUGCCGGAUACUAUUCCUGACACGUCUGCACCGCGCAAGCGCAUGGAAGUCCAAAGGAUCUCUUUCAGUGCCGCCCAAACGGUGACGUCAGAAAACGUCGUACACAUCCCGACGGUGGCCCGUCUAUCGCUGGAAGGUCGCGAGGAUGCAGGGAGCGAUCUCGCCACGGCCGCCAUCAUCGUGGCUGAUAACGGCAAGCCUCGCAUGACGUCCACCAUUACCAUUACCUUCAUCAAGGAUCAUCAUCGAGAGAACAAGUCUAAGAAAAAAAUUAUCAACGUCUUUAAGAUGAAGAGAUCCGGCGCAGUGCUGGCCUUAGGUCGGGUGCAGGAUGGACGUGGCCUCCAAGGUCCCUACAAAGAACACUCGUGGCUCAAGGCGCACCCGUUCUUCAAGCUGGAUCAGAUCUCUGGCGAACUGCAUCUCUUGCCCAGCGCACGGGCUAGGAAGUACGACCUGGUCGUAUCUUCGACUACUAGCACCGGCACUCAGUCGCUCACCGAACUCGAAGUCAACGUAGAAAUGGAACAACUGAAGGAAAUAACUGAAAUGAUUUUACUUGACUUGAUACUUGAUGCUUGUCACGCACAGUUGACUCCGAGUGUGACAGCAAGGGCUGUGCCGCUGGAGAUCGCAGCGUCGUCUACGACGUUGCUCACUCCUGACGAAUCUGGCGACUCGCACGUCUCGCGUUUACUGAAACUCAUGUCUGGCCACGCGGCGACCGCUGCCGACGUUAGGUUGGCCACGGCCGGGUCAGAGCAGGACGGCGCCGGGCCGAGCGCUGACAUGCAAGUGAUCUCCGUGUCAGAUCUGCUCAAAACCGAGGACGCCCCGCCGGCGGCCAGAAUAUGGGUGGCCUCCAGUACAGAGGCUGACGCGUUAGAACUCCUAUUCAAACGACGUGCUAAAGAGAUCGAAAAUGUGCUCGGGUUUAGCUUGCUGGGCGUUGGCACGUCUAUGCUGGGCACGUGUUCCAGAGAGCCUGAGAGCUGCUCAUGCUGUUGUCGGGACAAAAUAUCAAUGAGCGGCAACUUUUCCACGGUUCAAACAUCGUCGUUAACGCACGUCGGUCCUGAACUAACACUUGAGAUGGUAUGCGGAUGCACAACAUCUCGCAUACACGGAAAUUUAUCCAAAGAAGUUGAAAUAACGGAUCCUUUGGUAGUGCACAGUAGUGGUUUCGAAAAUCUUGCACCGUCAGCGCACGCUGUCCUCAGUGCUGAGGCCAACGUUUGCACAAAUAAUUUCUGUAUGAACGGUGGACGCUGUUUGGUGAGCGACGAUAACAAGCCAAGGUGCAUUUGUCCUCCCGGAACGGAAGGCCCGCACUGCAAAGUGACCACAAGACAGUUCCAUGAAACGUUCCGAACUUCUUCCUCGAUGUCCGGGUCCUGGUGCUGGUUGCCGCCUUUACCUUCAUGUACCCGACUCCACAUCAGUCUUUACCUGCUCACCAACAAGCGCAAUGGAUUAUUCCUGUACUCAGGCAACGAGCAGUUUAAUCUUUACCAGCCUUACAUCGCUCUGCAGCUCGUCAACGGGAUGCCUCAAGCCAUGGUUCGCACAUCAAUCACUGGCCCUACAACAACACUCACUCUCAACGCCCCGGUCGCCGACGAUCAGUGGCAUCGCAUCGACUUUCUUUGGGUGGACAAGACUCUACUCUUCUACGUGGACCAAUGCAGUUUGGGGAACCUGAAUCCUUUUUCAUACUCGCUCCCCUCAUCCCGACCGGGGCCGCUGUCCCCUGAUCACACUGCGAACCUGAACAGGUGUCGACAAUCUGCCCGACUACAAUCUAGCUUCAGAAAAUCUGUUCUCAAUUUCCCCUUGCAGCUCGGAUCCAGAGACAUAAUUUUUAGAAACGAUGCAAAUCUUACGCAAACACACGAGACUUUCACCGGAUGCAUCUCCACGGUCCGCGUCAACAACAAGAUCAUGAACUUCUACAAGACCUGGGAGCGUCUGUCGUGGGUGAAGGCAGUCGUCAAGGUUGCGGCCGACAUCGCUGCUUAUUACCAAACUAGAUGUGUGGGCUCGGAUGAACGCCGUUCAUGUGUUUGCAACGCUGGUUUUGAAGGACUUCGAUGCAAGCAGAAAACAGUUCCUGCAAUGCUCGCUGAAAACAGCUUCGCUCAUAUCGCUCUAUCGUUCUCGCCUCAACUUUACUCUAAUGUCAUACAGUUCAGGAUCCGAACAAGGGAGUCGUCCGGUCUAAUCGUGCUGCUGAGUUCGCAGCAUCGGCUGUCGUUCGUGGCGGUGUUGCUGGAAGAGGGCCGCGCUUGCCUUAAGUUCUCUGACCCUCCGAACUCUCCCCUCAGCCUCUGCCUCAGAGAUGCCCUCAACGACGGUACCUGGCAUUCCGUGACGGCUUCAAGGCUAGACGGUCACGCCUUGCCUCUACCGCCGUACUACAAGUUCACCAAGUGGGGCGCUCUCACGUACGAACAAGGCUUCCACGAAGGCUGCGACGCUCCCGACGCCUGCGUUAACUUCACCUGCACCAGACCUCUCGUCUGCAAGGAUACGUGGAGAGGAGGAUAUUGUGGUUGUCCUGACGGCCGUUCGAUGUCCCCUGACCGGACGACGUGUGAAGAUAUCAACGAGUGUGUCUGGCGUCCGUGUUUCAACGGAGGAUCUUGUGUCAACACAGCGCCAG